AUGGGUAAGAACUGCGCAGCUUGUACGGUUGAGCGAAGGAGAUGGUUGAGAUUUACUGGUUAUCAACUCUGUUUUGUUUUUUUGUUUUUUGUUUUUUUUGUUUUUGUUUUUUCCAGUGAUCCAGUAUGGCUUUGUGACACUAUUUGUGGCCGCCUUUCCACUUGGACCGUUCUUUGCCCUCAUCAAUAACUUGUUGGAAAUUCGUCUUGAUGCUUACAAGUUUAUCGUGGUUUUUCAGCGCCCAAUGGCAGCUCGUGCGCAGGAUAUAGGUAUGCGUUAUAUACAAAGAGAGGGCCGAUUAUUAUUUUUGUUGGUCUUAAACAUUUUUUAUUAAUUGAAAUUCUAUUUAGGAACUACCGAAUAGAACACUUGAAAAAAAAAAAGCCUUUUGUUUUCACAGGAAUUUGGUACGCAAUCUUGAAAGGCGUUACGAAGAUCUCUGUGGUCGUAAAUGUAAGAAUCUAUUUAACAAAGUUGUGCGUUUUUUAAUAUUAUUUCUUUAAGGAUUGAAAUUGAAAGAAAAUCAUUAAAAAAACGGAAAAUAAACAGAGAAAAAUUACUUGGGCGACAGAUUCAGUUACAAACACAGUUAUUUUUUCCCCCAAUUUUAUCGAAUAAAGAAAAAAUUAAUGAGACAGUUUUUCCCAUGUUCGAGCAAAAAAGGUUGGUCCUGACUUAAAUCAAAUAACAAUAAUAUAGUCAAAUUUGGUCACCUGGUGGUAGUUAUUGACCUAUAAGAGCUAAAAAUGAAGGAUUUCCUAAUAGGAUGAGAUAUUUCAUUGCUUUGGUAACUUGCAAAUUCAAGCGGACAGACAAUGAUUUAGCAUGUUCUACAAGGACCGCUCAUUUUGCUUGAAAACAGUUUGUAUUCAAAAGAACUUGAGCAAUAGUAUUGCUUCAUUAAUCGUACGUGCUGCAUGCUGCGGUUCGAGUCACUUUAGUUGAAGGAAACAAUAACAAUUGAAUAAUUUGAAUCAGCGAUUUAAAGAGCAGAAUACAGCAGAGAGUUAUCUCUUUGUUCUACCUGUUAUCAAAGGUGAAAAACAUGUCGUACUCGACGUUUUGAUUUAAAACCAAAGAGAACUUAUUGUAAGGAAAGCCACAAUGUAUAAUCACGGUAACUUGUUUUUUUCUUACCCUUUUUGUUAGGGCUUUGUGAUUGCCUUUGUUUCCGAAUUCGUCCCCAGACUGUAUUACACCUUAGGUGAACACAACGACAGCUUGGAAGGAUUUGUAAACCACACCUUGUCGUGUUUUGCGGUGGAUGAUUUUCCUGAAUCUGAGAGACCUUCUGGAGCUGCUGCUGCUGAGUUCCCCCUAAGAAUUAACAGUUGUGGGUUUAAUUUAUCUACCUGCAGGUAAAAUAACAAGGAGGGUUCUGUUUUAUGGUUUAGUUCUUGCAGAAAAAAGAAUCGCCUUUACUGAUUAGUGUACUGAUUCAUUAAUUUGUCAAAGCUUGCUGGACGCUUGGUGACACUAUUGUAAGAAUCAUAAGUCAUGCAUUAUAACUCAAGUUUUCAAGGUCUUGUGUGCUUGCAUUUUAGAUUCCGAGGGUAUUAUGAACGACCAAAAAUUACAAUACUCAGCACGACCCUUCUAAAUCCGAAUGCUUACAAGUUCUCGACAGCCUAUUGGCAUAUUUUGGCGGCCAAGCUGUUUUUUGUGGUUGCCUUUCUGGUGAGUUUAUGAUGCACCUGAUGGGAUACUGAGAAUCGGAGUAUUUUCCUACAAAUAGAAUUGUUGGUGGAGAUUACUGCAGUAAUGUUGUAAAAAGAAGAUUCCACCCUAUCUGUGUUCCUCUCUGUUUCCUAGUUGAUCCUUUUAGCAGUUCUGUGAAACAUUUAAAAUUGACCAACCAAAAAAAAAACGGUUCAGUUGAAGAAACUUACCUACCAUCUAAUGUUUCUUCUUGUGUUUGGCUGAUCGUCUUAUUUAUUUUGUUAUUUUGCGCAGCACAUCGUGUUCGGUAUGACGGCAAUCUUGGCUUGGAUUAUCCCCGAUGUUCCGAAGGAAGUUGACAAUCAAGUCAAGAGAGAGAACUUUCUUGCCCGCGAAGCCUUACGGUCAGCAGAUCAACAAGAUUCUGUCUCUCCAGUCCCUAGGGAAAAUUCGCGCGGCCAGGAUGAAAUGUUGUGAAAUGUUGUAGAAUGUCGUGUUUUGACAGAAAUUAUCUCGUAGUCAACGACUUGUAGCUGAUAUCGGUAUAGGUAGUUAAAUCUGAUAAUACCACCGUCGCAUAUUUUGAAUAAUGUCUUGUAGUAAACGUAAGGCAAAGUUCGAAAAUCUUCACCAAAAGCCAGUGUUUUACAUAGAAUAAAGGGGUACGUUUUUAAAGAAACUGUGGUGCUGCGUCGGUGGGAGAGUAUAGCAGGUAAUUUAGUGUUAACAACUGAGUUGAAAACGUAAAUUG
Pocillopora meandrina is the source of this 2410-nucleotide messenger RNA. NCBI's taxonomy places the organism in Eukaryota, Metazoa, Cnidaria, Anthozoa, Scleractinia, Pocilloporidae. The record is from the annotation of a GenBank genome assembly.